Theobroma umbraticum is the source of this 918-nucleotide messenger RNA. NCBI's taxonomy places the organism in Eukaryota, Viridiplantae, Streptophyta, Magnoliopsida, Malvales, Malvaceae. The record is from RefSeq and is a predicted model, not a curated record.
CAACACCAACUGCUCUUCUCAGCUUGUAAACCAAGAAAAGCACAACUUGAAAACGCCCAGACCGAGAGACAGAGAGAAACGAAAGAAAACUGAAGGAAGAAAUGAAGCUAGUUUGGUCUCCAGAGACAGCAUCCAAGGCUUAUAUUGAUACUGUUAAAUCUUGUGAACUUUAUCAUGAAUCUGGUGUAGCAGAGCUUGUUUCAGCCAUGGCUGCAGGCUGGAACGCGAGAUUCAUUGUGGAGACGUGGUCACAGGGCGGAGCUACCGCAUCAAGCAUCGGCCUGGCGGUUGCUGGCAGCCAUACGAAUGGAAGACACGUCUGUAUAGUCCCUGAUGAAAGAUAGACUAGAUACGUCCAGGCCCUGGAAGAAGCCGGAAUGUCGCCUGAAGUCAUUGUUGGAGAACCUGAGGAGGUAAUGAAUGGAUUAAAUGGCAUAGAUUUCAUGGUGGUGGAUAGCCAGCGAAAGGACUUUUUCAGGGUCUUAAGGCUGGCAAAACUGAGUAACAGGGGGGCAGUUCUGGUAUGCAAGAAUGCUAAUUCCAGAAGUGCUUCAAGUUUCAGAUGGAGAAGUGUUAUCGAUGACAGAUCACGCCGGCUCGUGCGUUCUGUGUUUCUUCCGGUAGGGAAAGGCUUGGAUAUUGCCCAUGUAGCAGCCAGUGGAGGAAAUUCAGGUUCAGGCAAGGGAGAAAGCCGCUGGAUCAAGCACGUUGAUCGACAAUCAGGGGAAGUACAUGUCAUACGAAAGUAGAGUCAUUUCCUAUUACUUCUGUAGAAAAGGAGAAUACAAUUGUAUGUACGUUUCUUUUCAACUUCUUUGUUCUUGACUCUUGACUUGUACUUGUACAGAAAUUUUGAACCUGAAAAAUUGUUUAGAAGAACAUUCCAAUCACCUCGUUGAAUCAAUUAAUACUUUUCAA